AUGUGCAACUAUAUCUGCGGUGUGGAGGGAGGUUCGACGUUUACUGAAGUUGUUAUCCUUUCAGUGGAUGGGAAGGAGUGUUCGAAAGUCGUUGGACCACAUGUUAAUCAUUGGACUUUGGGAGUUGAAACUGCUGUGGAGCGUGCACUUGGUCUCAUCGACUUGGCAUUGAACAAAGCUAAUCUACCUUCCAAUACCAAAUUUCUUUCAAUCGGUCUAGCACUGAGUGGCGUUGAUUCGAAGGAAAAUUCCCGUGAUAUUGAGAAUGAAAUUCGAAGAACAAGGCCCAAUCUCACCGAGCAUAUUUAUGCCUGUAAUGAUUGUCAGGGGACUUUAUUUUCCGCAACCGAAAAAGGUGGAAUUGUGCUCAUAGCAGGUACGGGUUCAAAUUGCAAACUUAUUAAUGAGGAUUUUUCGUCUUAUGGCGUUGGAGGCUACGGCCACAUGCUUGGUGACGAGGGCUCUGCUUUCUGGAUUACUCAUCGUGCAAUUAAAACCUACUUGGAUAAUGAUGAAGGACUUGUCCUUACAUCACACGAUACUUCUUCGGUGAAGAGGGCGAUCUUUGACUACUUCGGUUUGCAAAAUAAUGUAGAUCUUCUUGAGCCGCAUUACCACUUUGAAAAGAGUUAUUACUCUGGACUAUGCAAGAAAUUGGCAGAGCUUGCUCGCUCUGGAGACGCCUUGUGCCAACAUAUCUUCUAUGAGGCGGGUUUCUUUUUGGCUGCACAUGUUAUGGCCGUCCUUCAAAAGGCAGAUCCCCAAUGGAGAAUGAAACCUGAGGGCGUCAAUGUUGUGUGCAGAGGAGGUGUAUUUCACAGUUGGGAUCUUCUAGAGUGUGGAUUCCGGGACCGUGUCGUGCCGGACAUAAAAACCAAAAAAAUCGUCGCCUCUCUCCGUCUUAUCUUGCUCACGUCCUCGGUGGCUGCUGGAGCGGCGCUGCUCGCAGCCCAUGUCAAAUUACACCUCAGCAUUCCACGGAACCAAACCCAACAACUCCUGGUCGAAUUUCACCCCUGA
Molecule: messenger RNA, 1020 nt
Organism: Echinococcus granulosus
Lineage: Eukaryota; Metazoa; Platyhelminthes; Cestoda; Cyclophyllidea; Taeniidae
Product: N-acetyl-D-glucosamine kinase
Exons: 9
Coding region: 1-1020 (339 amino acids)
Molecular function (GO): N-acetylglucosamine kinase activity
Source: RefSeq, a predicted model, not a curated record